Mesorhabditis belari is the source of this 2091-nucleotide messenger RNA. The record is from the annotation of a GenBank genome assembly. NCBI's taxonomy places the organism in Eukaryota, Metazoa, Nematoda, Chromadorea, Rhabditida, Rhabditidae.
AUGGAUUUUGCGCAAGUCUCGAUUGCGAUUGUUGUGAUGGUGUUGGAUGAGGAAAAUAAUGAGAAUUAUCGCCUGGCCGUGAAUUCGAUUCGAUGCUACGCGGAAGUCCAAAAUUACACCUACAUCUACAUCGAUUACAGCAAGAAUGAAACUUUGCAACGGAUGUGCCCACAAAAAGAUUUUCUCUUCGCUCGCCAUUGCGUCAUGAUCGAUUUGAUGAAAAGAGAGCAAUUUGAGUUUUUCCUUUUCUUCGGCGCCGAUAAUGGAGUGAUCAAUCCAUUGAGAAGAAUCGAGGAGUAUCUACCCGUGAACCCGUUCGUAAACAUUUUGUUCUAUCAGCGUUUCUACAAUGACGAGAUCAUGGCCGAUUCGUACUUGAUUAGAAACACACAACAAUCUCUCGAUUUCCUACAACUUUGGGUCGAUUACUAUGAUCGAACGAAGAAUUUCGAGUGCAGUGGAACAGAUAAUGGAGCCAUACAGAGUGUGGUCAUCGAGUUUUUCGCACCCGAGUUCAACGCCUCGAUGGCAAUCUGUAAGAGGGAAUGGUCGCGCGGGAGCAAAUAUGCUCAUCUAUUCCGGUAUGAGGCUUGUGCUCAAUAUUUACUCUCACUGCUUCCCGAAAGUGAACUCAACAAGCGGGGAUUUCAUCUUUUCCAGAAAGGGCAAGGCUGGUCACGCGAUGGAUGGGUGACUGCAACAAAAUGGUGUCAAAGAGAUCUUUUCUUUCAUGGGUGGAAGAAGGAAAAACUCGGAUCAGAAUGGGAGCUUCCGUUUUCGAGUUGGAAUCGAUUUGAUCAAAAAUGCGAGAAGGGAGAGUUUUCCAGAUGGAGAUAUCGAUCCGAAUUCAAAGUCCCGUGUCUCGAGAUCGAUUUCCGUCUCCAUCAAUAUUUCUCCGAGAAACGCCUCCUUUACUAUAAAGCUCUACAAGAAAUUUUGCUCAUUUUUGCAAAUGUUGUUUCUAUUUUGCUCGCUGAAGAUCAAUUGCUUCUUGUACAAACGGUGUGGCGCCACGGUGACCGAACACCCGUUUGGAGCUAUCCGAGCGAUCCACUCAAAGACUACAAAUGGCCGGUUAAACCCGGGGAAUUGACACCGCGCGGCUUCGAUCAGCAGAGGCACCUGGGUGCGGCUUUCCGAGAACGCUACAUCAACGGACCCGAGCCUUUCCUGUCUUCAGUUUAUAGCCCAAAAGAGGUCUUCAUCCGAUCCACCAAUGUUAGCCGAACGAUCGCUUCAGCCAAAGCGAACAUGCUCGGGUUCUUCCCGAAUGACAUUGAAGCUGAUCUGACGAUGAAUCUAAUGGGGACAAACGAGAAAACCACAAUACCCAUUCACGUUAACAAUUUGGACACUGACUUCGCCGGUUUUGUACCGUUGUGCCCAAACUUUGAAAGGGAUUUGAAAAACUACUUACCUAUCACGGAUUUGCAGAAAGUCUAUCAAAAUCACAAGGCGGUGAUUGAUUUGGUCGUCCAGAAAACCGGCAUUUCGAUGGAUUUUGAGACAUUUGAGCCGUAUAUGGUCUACGAUUUGUUGCACAUACAGAGAGAAAUCUAUCAUCUCCGCACUCCCGACUGGGCUACUCCACAAGUGAUGUACGAGCUGAAACAGCUGACCAUCUGGAAAAUCGACUCAUACUUGGGAUAUGCUGAUCCACCCUCAGUGAAUAUCACAAGAUAUCGAGGUGAAAUCCUCAAAGAGAUGCUCGAUCGAAUGCAACAAAAGAUCACUUGCCACCAAAAUGGAAACAAAGGAGCUCAGUGUGCAACGAUUGGGGAUUUGAAGUUUUACGCAUAUUCAGCGCAUGACAUCACCGUUGCCGGUCUCCUCGCCACCUUGGGCAGCUACAUGGCCGUGCCGGGGCGUUUCCUUCGCUACACCGUUUGUGCGACUCUCGAAUUGUGGCUGAGAGAUGGGAAACCGUAUGUGAAAGUUCUUCUCCGGCCGACCCGUUGGAGCUCUUUCCACACGUUCACCCAAUUCACCACUGGUUGUCCGCCCGGUGCCGAGUUUUGCCCCUUCGAUAUAUUUUUACAAAGAAGUGCCCCGUACCUACCAGCUGACAUCAAAAAGGAUUGCGGUGUCUCU